This is a messenger RNA of Penicillium taxi, 669 nucleotides long. RefSeq names its product putative secretory component protein shr3. The record is from RefSeq and is a predicted model, not a curated record. The coding region runs from base 1 to 669 and encodes 222 amino acids. The transcript is spliced from 2 exons. NCBI's taxonomy places the organism in Eukaryota, Fungi, Ascomycota, Eurotiomycetes, Eurotiales, Aspergillaceae. Gene Ontology annotation, biological process: endoplasmic reticulum to Golgi vesicle-mediated transport. Gene Ontology annotation, cellular component: endoplasmic reticulum membrane.
AUGGCUUUUUCCACCGGGUCGUUUGCGACCUUCCUGAUUGUCUGCCCGACAUGCUUCUUUCUGGGCAUCGUUUUCUCAUUGUUCCCCUACGACUAUCCAGUCCUCUGGUCCGCAAUCCCAACCCCGGAUUCCCACUAUGACUACCUUGAAGCCCACCUGCGCUUCCUCCACGCCUCGCCCCCGCUCAUCCCGCGCAUCCUCCACAUAGUGAUCUUCCUCGGUCUCGCAGGCCUAGUGACGAAGCUCUAUCGCCCCUCCGAAUCCAACAUGCUCUUCGACGGCGCCUCCCUAGUUCUCUACAUGUGCGGCGUGACCAUCUACAUCGCGAACAUCGUCAAGGGCAUGCGCCUUGCCACUGCUGGCAAGUAUGGCGCCGCUCUGGCCACCAACCCGGAUGACAGCGAGCAGAUCCUCGGUCGCGAGGACUCACUUAAGGUGCUUUCAGCUAGUAAUACUAUCUUAGCGCUUGUCCUUGUUGGUAUUCUCAUCUUGCAGGCUGGUCAGUGGUAUGCUGAGCGCAAGGAUGCGCAGGAUAUUGCCAAGUUUGCUGCUAGCAAGAAGGAGGAGGAGAAGGAGGAAGUAGUCGUUCCUGUUACGGCUACUGCUACUACUUCCGGUGCUUCGACUACUAGAGCUACUCGGUCGAGUCAACGUAAGAAGAGCAACUGA